AUGCAAAAAUCAUAUAUAAAGUUAUUAGUAUUAGGUGAUAGUAAAACUGGAAAAACUACAAUGAUGAUGACAUAUUCAACAGGUUCAUUUCCAACAGGUUAUGUACCAUCACAUGUUGAUGCAACUUCAUUAGAUAUAGAAUAUAAUAAACAAGUAUGUCAUGUUGGAUUUUGGGAUUCAUCAGCAUUGGCAGAAUUUGAUAAUACUCGUCCAUCAACCUAUCCAAAUACUAAUGUGAUUAUAUUAUGUUUUUCAAUUGAUUCACCAACAUCAUUUGAAAAUGUUUCAAAAAAAUGGAUACCUGAAAUUAGACAAUAUGCACCAUCAAUUCAUACACCAAUCAUUUUAUUAGGAACAAAAUGUGAUUUACGUGAAGAUGAAAAUACUAUAAAUUUAUUAAAAGAAAAUAAUCAAAUGCCACCAAUUUCAUAUAAACAAGGUUUAGCAUUAUCAAAAGAAAUUAAAGCAACUAUGUAUUUAGAAUGUUCUUCACUUUGUAAUCAGGGUGUUAAUGAAAUAUUUAAACAGGUAGUACGUUGUCAUUUAUAUUGUAAAGAUGGUGUUUUAAAUGAUCCAACAACAACAACAUCGAAUACUUCAAAAUGUAUUAUACAAUAA
Dictyostelium discoideum AX4 is the source of this 618-nucleotide messenger RNA. It is a transcript of the gene racI, whose product is annotated as Rho GTPase. Gene Ontology annotation, cellular component: plasma membrane. Lineage: Eukaryota; Evosea; Eumycetozoa; Dictyosteliales; Dictyosteliaceae. The record is from RefSeq and is a predicted model, not a curated record. The coding region runs from base 1 to 618 and encodes 205 amino acids. Gene Ontology annotation, molecular function: GTPase activity; GTP binding; G protein activity. The transcript is spliced from 2 exons.